UUAUUUAUCAGAGAGUCUAAUGCUCAGAGAGAACAGAACUUGCUUGUCACAGUUACUAGAUAUAAUGAAAAGCAUGAGAAACUUAGUAAAGAAGUAUGAACCACCCAGAUCUGAAGAAGUUGCUGUUCUGAAACAGAAGUUAGAGCGAUGUCAUUCUGCUGAGCUUGCGCUUAAUGCAAUUACGAAGAAGAGAAAAGGCUAUGAAGAUGACGAUUAUGUCUCAAAGAAAUCCAAACAUGAGGAGGAAGAAUGGACUGAUGAUGACCUAGUGGAUUCUCUCUAACCAUCUGAAGCUGAUUCUCAGUGCUAACUAAUCAAGAGAAGUAGGAAGCAUAUUGGGCAUUUAACUUUAUUUAAAAAGUGUAAUGUGGAAACAUCAAAAUAUAUUAAACUUUUGUAUUUGUUAUUUAAAUUUUUCUUUUAUAGUAGCUUUAUGUAAAAUAAAACAUCUUCAAAAGAGUCAGA
Molecule: messenger RNA, 465 nt
Organism: Carlito syrichta (Philippine tarsier)
Lineage: Eukaryota; Metazoa; Chordata; Mammalia; Primates; Tarsiidae
Product: cyclin-H
Exons: 4
Source: RefSeq, a predicted model, not a curated record